AUGAUAAUAUUAGUCAACAAAAUCAAUAUUUUUAUCAACACAGAUUUACCAUUUACUACUAAAGAAGAAGAAGGAAAUAAUAUUCGAAUUUAUCAAAAAGAAAAAAAUAUUUUAAAGUCUGGUGGACUUGCUAAAUAUAAAUAUGGAGAUAUUAAAAGAAAUAUUGAAAGAAUUUUAAAUAAAAUUUUAAAAAAUACUCAAUUUGAAAAUGAUAAAGAAUUAAUUUUGUCGAAAAUUUUGUCUUUACAAGGAGAUAUUCGUUCAUUUAAAAAAGGUUUAAAAGCUAAUUUAAAAGAUUUUAUAGAUCUUCAAGAUCAAGAAAAUGUUCCAAGUGAAUUAAGAUUUUUUUGA
Molecule: messenger RNA, 351 nt
Organism: Rotaria sp. Silwood1
Lineage: Eukaryota; Metazoa; Rotifera; Eurotatoria; Philodinida; Philodinidae
Source: the annotation of a GenBank genome assembly